Molecule: messenger RNA, 1835 nt
Organism: Owenia fusiformis
Lineage: Eukaryota; Metazoa; Annelida; Polychaeta; Sabellida; Oweniidae
Source: the annotation of a GenBank genome assembly
GACGUCUUGGUGCUGUAAUUUAUCUUUGAUAUAAGACAUAAUGCACGUAUUGUAAAAUUGUACAUAUAGAACGUUGAAGAGGACUGUAUUAACAACAUCGCCAGAGUCAUGGAAACAUACCCGCUAACGUAUCACGACGUCAUGGUGCUGUAAUCGUCGUGAUGGUGCUGUAAUUUAAUUUUGAUAUAAGACAUACUGCACGUAAAAAUUUGUACAUAUAUAACAUUGAAAACUGUAUUAACAACAUUAACAGCAUCACUAUGCAAGCAUACCCGGUAAAAUAUUCCGAAUUCACGUGCUUCAAGGAUAUUCUCAAUGAAGGGAAAUAUAUUGACCACUUGGACGAGAAAUCGAAGAAGAAAGCAAAAGAUGAAUUAUAUGAAGAUCCCAAGGAGAGAGAUGCAGCUUUGAAACAAUUUAGGGAUUGGAUAGUAGCCCAGCCUCACUAUUCAGUGUGUAACGAUGAUACGUUUCUGUUGGCGUUUUUGAGGAGAUGUAAAUACAGUCAGUUGGAGGCGAGGACAAUGUUUGAUAUUUUCCAUAGCGCCACGUACAAAAAGACCCCUGAAUGGAUGGUCGAUAUUGAUACCCAAUCAAAGACUAUACGUGCAUUGGCAGAUACGAGAUGCCUAUUGCCUCUCCCCAUAAGAGAUCACGAGGGAAGGCGCAUUAUCCUAUGGAAGCCAGGCGGUUUUAAUGCCAAUACAAAGAAGACACCUUAUAAUGGCGAAACACUGUUCCAACUAUGGGGAAUAUUUCUGUACCUUUUGCAACGAGAAGACAUGACACAGGUGAAUGGUUAUGUGUUUUGGCAUGAUGGGGCGGGAAUGACUAUACCACACAUAACAUACGUUGGUGCUGACAAAUUCAAGAAUGUAAUAAAAGUAUUUUACAAUAACUUCCCAGCAAGAAUCAAGAAGGUGGUUUAUUACAACUGCGGUGCCAUAAUGGAUGCUAUGAUGACCGUAAUCUCGCCUGUUCUCUCACAGAAAAUAAAGGACAGGUUUGUUGUGAGGUCAUCAAUGGAGGAGGUAUACAAGAAGGAUAUUCCAAUGGAAUGCCUGCCUCGAGAGUAUCUUCCAGAUGACUAUAAAGGAAAAUGCUAUGGGACAACGAACGAGAUGCAUGCAAAGUUCUGGGACCAAACUAGGGAACCAGCCAUUCAGAAGAAAAUCUGGGAUUUAAGCCACAACUAUUUCAAAGUGGAUGAGAAAAAGAGACCAGAUGCUGAUAUCCCUCAAGCUGCGUUUAGAAAGUUGAAUGUGGACUAGAAUCAUACUUUGAGUGAAAAAUUGUCCCAUAGGGAGGUCACUCACUCUAUCAUUUCAACAAAAAUGCAUACUAUUCAUUAGUCAAUUGGAUAAGCAAAUAUAAUCUACCCAUUUACGACAGCUCGUCAAAAUGUCGACCCCAUUUUCACCAAAUCCUUUUUGUCAUAUAUUUGGGGCAAAAUUAUUUACCUCUAAAAGAAAAAAGGAUUUAAUAAGUUUUAAAUGCUUAUGUUUUCCACUUGUGGUUCAUCAUUUUGCAUGGUAACAGAUUUUAGUUUUACUUAAAAAGAGAUAUCUUUGACGGAUAUCGCUAAUAGAUCAUAUCUAGUAUGCUAGCAGACAUCUUACUCUGUAUUGCAUCAUUUAUUUGAUGAUGAAAAAACAAGAAAUUGUGUAGUCAAUUCCAUGGUUAUAAACAAAAGCAUAGUUCUCAACGUGUACAUACUGUGCCAUGUAGAUUUGAAAUAUAUUUAGAGCCAACAAAAAAUUCUAAAAAGCAAGUCCAAUGUCCUGUUUAAGAACCCAUAUUCGUAAUUCUUAAAAUGGAUUCUAGCAAUACAACCA